UUGUGACAGGGGCCCCAAGUGCCUGGGGCCAUCUUCCACUGCUCAAUAGGAAGCUAGAUCGGAAGUGAACCAACCAUCCCUCAAACUGACACUUAGAAGGUGGCAGCAUAGCGUGCUACUCCACAAUGCAGUCACCUUUAAAUUUAAUAGACACUUUGCUAGAUUAACUAUCUUUUGCUAGAUAAAAAUAUUUGUUUAAAAGCAAAAAUGACAACAUAAGCACGCUGCUGCAACACAGUGAUUGUAAUAUUGGCUUCAACAUUUAAAAUCUUGGUAUUUAGAAUGCAGAAUCUGCAUGCAUUCCCCUCUCCCCAGGUAUUUAAUGUACAAGCACAUUAUAGUUGGAGAAGUGACGGUCUGAUGGAUUUCAAAUUAGAAUGGAUGAACGCUUAUAUUCUUAAAGGCACAGAAAAAUGUCAGUUUGUCAGGAAAAAAACGAGUCUAAGACUGAUUGGUACAGGUGUCUGUCGCUGCUCCCUUGUUUUCUGUAGUGUGCGUUGGGCAGGUGUGAGCAGCUGGGAGCGUGGGCGCUGAGCAGCGGGCUCCUGCGUUCACGGGCCGGUGGCCGUGCAGGCUCUGGCUGGCUAGGUUUGAUUUGGUCUGUUUUCAGAAGGACUUUGAUACCUGGGAAGUUCUGAGCUUCAUGUUAGCUGUGUGUGGAUUAUAGUUUAAACUGCUUUUACUAAAAUGAUCCUAACCAUGUGAAAAGAAAUAUUUACCUUAAUAACUGUAAAGUUUGUGCUUUUGUUUUAAAGCAGUAAACACAUGUUGCAGUAAAUGAUUUUAUUAAAAAUUGGAAUCAUUCUGCCUUUUGUGUAGACAAAGUGGAUUCAGCUACCAUAACUAUAUUCAGGAAGACACAAAACGGAACUGUGAUAAUUGUUGUGCAAGAAUUUUCCCCCUAGAUUUUAUUAUAAUUUGUAAGGACUUCUACCAUCUGUUAAAUGCUUACUGUACAUGGAGAAAUAUUUUGAGGCAUAAUGUUGUUUGUAAAUGACGGAAUUUGGACACUGAAUGGCUUUUUGUGCUGAUACGGCCAUCAUAAAGGUGUUUGAUGUUAGACUAUGUCUUUUUCAUGUGUCGGUGCUUAAAUAGAGCUAUUCUCAAGCUGGAGUAACAGAGACUGAAUGGACAAGUGGAUCUUCAAAAGGCGGACCUCUGCAGGCAUUAACUAGGGAAUCUACAAGAGGGUCAAGAAGAACUCCAAGGAAAAGGGUGGAAACUUCAGAACAUUUUCAUGUAGAUGGUGCAGUAAUUUCACAGAAUACUCCCAUAACUGAAACUAUUAUGGCUUCAAGCAACAACACCUUAGUUGUCAAUAGGGUGACUGGAAAUUUCAAGCAUGCAACUCCCCUUCUGCCAAUCACUGAAUUCUCAGACACACCCAGAAGAACACCAAAGAGACCAUUGACAAGAGCUGAAGUGGGAGAAAAAACAGAGGACAGAAGAGUGGAAAGAGAUAUUCUUAAGGAAAUGUUCCCGUUUGAAGCAGCUACACCCACAGGAAUUAGUGCCAGUUGCCGCAGACCAAUCAAAGGGGCUGCAGGCCGGCCGUUAGAACUCAGCGAUUUCAGAAUGGAGGAAUCUUUCUCAUCAAAGUAUGUUCCCAAGUAUGUCCCCUUGGCAGAUGUCAAGUCAGAAAAGACUAAGAAGAAGGGACGCUCCAUUCCUAUGUGGAUAAAAAUCGUGCUGGUGGUGAUUGUGGCAGUUUUCCUGUUUCUGGUCUAUCAAGCUAUGGAAACCAACCAAGUAAAUCCCUUCUCCGGUUUUCUUCAAGAUGAGUCUAAAAAGCUCAAGUGAAAUCUCUGGCACAUUCAGCUUGGUCUCCUGUUUUUAAUAACUGUAAAACAAAAAAUGUGUACAAUUCUUGUUGACUCAAGAACUAAAAGUAAUGUGAUUUCACGUCAACAUAGUAUUCCUCUGAAAACAAGCAGGCUGCGCUAAUGGAUUUCGUGUGGUCGUCUUGGACCUCGCGCUGUAGAUCACUCUGUGCCAUACAGAUACUCUUUUUUUUAGCUCUGGAACUUUUUGUAGGCUUUAUUUUUUUAAUGUGGACAUCUUAUUUCAUUUUUUGGGGGAAAAUGUAUAUUGUUUUUAUGUAUUUGGGAAACAGAAAGGGCAUAAAAAUGUGGCAGUAUAAUGUGAAGUUACACAUUUAAAUGCUUUCAAUUUUAAGAAUUCUCUGCUGAGUAAAAAUUUACAUACAUAAGCAUAAUGAAAUUUGAUGAGAGGAACAGUACUUUCUAGAAUUGCUACAAAGUUUGGUGGUGUUAUGAGGGAAAAGUGCAGCAAUAAUCUGUAACUUUUACUGCCAGCUAAAUGUUACUGCUUUCGCCCUUUUGUACUGGCUCUGUAAAAGCUAUUUAGUAUCAUGAAAGUGCUAACUCAGUAAGACCUGCUUAAAUACUGGGGACGGUGAGCAGAGAUCUGUUAGUGCAACCUUUACAUAUUUUAAAGAACUGUUAGCUGGCUAUUACCUAUUUUGAAAACCUGAUCGCUGGCUAUAAGACUGUAAUUGGAAAUUUUUACUUUUUAUUUACGAGAAAACAUGUACUCUGUUAAUCCAAUUUACUACCAAAAUAUUUUUUUAGAUAACUGCGUGUGUGCGUGUGUGUCUGUUUAGAAGUGAAGUGUUCAACAGCAGUCUUCUGUUCCAUUUGGAUUCGUUAUUGCGUUAUUUUACCAAAAAUAAAUUUUGUCAGACUUUACCCCCUGUAUUUACCAAUGUAAUCAGACUUAGGAAUGCAAAAGGUAGUUAGUUUUUAAAUUACAAAAAAAUAUCAGUACCUAAGGUUGUAAAUUCUAAACAUGAAGUGGGCAUAAAGAUUUUGUGUGCUUUUUAAGUGGUUGACUUUUAACUUUGGUUGGCUUUUUUUGUUGCUCUUUUGGUUUGCCUUUUUUAGCUGAAACUUACCUCAUGUAUAACUUGAUUAAGUAAAGCAGUAGUUAAUUGAUAUUUUUGUAGAAUCAAGUAAAACAUGAAAAAAACUUCAUUUGAGUUUCAACUUUAUGUGAAACCAUGAAGCACACUAAAAUGUGAGUUAUUUUAAAAUAUCUGAAUUUAAGAAACUGAAAACAUCUAUUUGAACCAAUUCACAAUUUUUAUUUGUCUGAGUCCCAUUCUGAUAUUUAGUUUUUAGAUAUUUUGUAUGCAUUUUCACUAACACUUUGGAAUUGAGAACAGAAGCACUUGCAGGUGUGGUCCCGCAGGGCGCGUGGGAAAUGUGCUCCUCCUGCGCGAGAAACGCUGGCCUCCUAGUGAAAGUGUUCCGAGAUGAGCCGCGUGUUCUCCGCCCUAGGUAAAAGCCGUCUGUUCUUUGUUUUUAAACUUUCCUUCCAUAUUGUUUUCAACAUUUUGUUUAUGAACAGAAAUUGUGAGAAGCUCCUUUCAAUGCUUAAAAAUUUGGGGAGAUACGUCAGACUUAACAUGUAUGUAAGAUCAAGACCUAACGUGUAUGUAUGUAAGAGUCAACGCUAAUAGGAAACUGUGGUCCGGAAUAGCAAGUGUAGGGCCAGCUGAAACAUGGAGACGUUUUGUUUUCAACAUGUACUUGGUCUUCUGUGUGUGUCUGUCUGAUUCCACUAGAGUAACUGUGUCCUUGAUGUAAAUGCAAAGCAAUUCCUCCCUAUCAAAUUGUAGAUGUAGAUUUUACCAUAUAAUUAAAUAAUAAAAGAGUGAUUAACCUCCA
Ochotona curzoniae (black-lipped pika) is the source of this 3689-nucleotide messenger RNA. RefSeq names its product thymopoietin (gene TMPO). The transcript is spliced from 6 exons. Bases 1288 to 1800 code for a protein of 170 amino acids. NCBI's taxonomy places the organism in Eukaryota, Metazoa, Chordata, Mammalia, Lagomorpha, Ochotonidae. The record is from RefSeq and is a predicted model, not a curated record. Gene Ontology annotation, molecular function: DNA binding.